Striga asiatica is the source of this 513-nucleotide messenger RNA. The record is from the annotation of a GenBank genome assembly. NCBI's taxonomy places the organism in Eukaryota, Viridiplantae, Streptophyta, Magnoliopsida, Lamiales, Orobanchaceae.
AUGGCGUGGGCACGCGAGCCCGUAUUUAUGGGGAAAAUCUCGGAAAAUUCUUGCCAUCUCGUGAUAAUCGGGGGCCAGGAGGCAGGAAUAGAGCAACGAGUUGAGAGUUUUCACAUUGCGGUUCACACCCAUGGCCAGAAUCCGGUCAAACAGGUCUACGGCGUCUCUGAUCAGGCCGCCCCGGCCAUAGAGGACGAUGAAGUGCGAGAUCAGGUGUUCGGAUUUGCGGGUGCUGAGGCGGUCCAUGGAGUCCCGGAGCAGGGUCCGGAUGGGGUCGUGGUCGUUAGAGUCCCUGAGUUUGGAAAUGGCUUUGGUGUAAACUCGGCGGUGGAAUUGCAACUCGGGGGUGAGGUAGGUGGAGCGGAAGAUGUCGGGGAUGCGGGCCGGGUCGGGCUUGGACAGGACGAUGCAGAGGGCGGUGUGGGCUUGGUCCUCGUCGGCGAGUUGGGUUCGGGGGGCGGGGAGGUGGAGAAGAAACGGCGUCGUUGGAGGAGGAGCUCAGUGCCAUUUUAA